This is a messenger RNA of Xiphophorus hellerii (green swordtail), 2763 nucleotides long. Its product is annotated as stonustoxin subunit alpha-like. The transcript is spliced from 4 exons. The record is from RefSeq and is a predicted model, not a curated record. Lineage: Eukaryota; Metazoa; Chordata; Actinopteri; Cyprinodontiformes; Poeciliidae. Bases 144 to 2234 code for a protein of 696 amino acids. Gene Ontology annotation, molecular function: protein binding.
AUGUCACAGAGACUUGAACAAGUGGGUGUUCCAGAUACUUCAGUGGGAGUAGCUAUAAAGAUAUAAGAACAAACCCCAAAUCAAGAACUCAAACAAGUCAAAAAAGCUUCCAUUGAACAACUCGUCUUCAUCAGAUCAGAGACAUGUCCUCAAAUCAGGUUGAGAUUGCCGCCCUCGGCCGGCCUUUCGCCUUGGGAAUGCUGUAUGAUGCUCGCAAAGAUCAGCUGAUAACAGGUUUCACGCUUUGCAACACAGAAACAAUCAAGAAGAACAGUUCUACUAAGGGUCAGAACAGCAGCUCUUAUCACGUUACUGCAUCCGACACCCUUGAAUCCAAGUCUUCUCUGCUGGACGUGAAUGUGUCGCUUAAAGCCAGUAUCCUGGGUGGUCUGGUUGAGGUUGGAGGAUCGGCCAGUUAUCUGAAUGAUAAGAAAAAAUUCAAGAACCAGAGCAGAAUCACCCUUCAGUACAAAGCCACAACUACAUAUGAGCAUCUGUCUCUGUCUCACAUUGACAAGAAGGAACUGGAUGCUAAAUGUUUUAGUCCAGAUCUCAGUGCAACACAUGUCGUGACAGGCAUACUCUACGGAGCAAAUGCCUUCUUUGUGUUUGACAGUGAGAAGUUAGACUCAAGCAGUCUUCAGAAGAUUGGGGCCAGCGCAGAAGUUGCGAUUAACAAAAUUCCAGGCUUUAGUUUUGAGGCGAAAGUUAAAGUAGAGCUCACUGAUGAAGAAAAAGCUGUAACUAAUAAGUUCUCCUGCAAAUUCUACGGAGACCUAAUUCUCGACAAGAACCCUGCAACCUUUGAGGACGCAGUGAAGACGUACUCCAGGCUUCCAGAGCUCCUUGGAAAAAAUGGAGAGAAUUCAGUUCCUAUUAAAGUCUGGCUGACUCCUCUGAAGGAUCUGGAACCAUCUGCAUCAGAGCUGAUGGGAGACUUUUCUGUUGGUUUGGUCAGAAAAGCAACUGACACUCUGGAAAGUAUCAGAGAAAUGGAAAUGAGAUGCAAUGAGGCUCUGGAUGAGAAAGUGGUGGAAUGUUUUCCAGAGCUUUAUAAAAAGCAUAAGCGCUUCCAUAAUCUCUGCAAUGACUAUACAACAAUGCUCAGACAAACCAUGCAGAAGAAGAUUCCCCUGAUUCGUGAAGGUAAAGAAGAUGAAAAGUCUGUAGAGAAACUCCUUGAUGACCACAAAAAGUCUCCAUUCAGUGAGGAAAACUUAGAUAAGUGGUUAGAUAACGCAGAGAGAGAAAUCAACAUUAUCAAAUCAUGUGCAGAUAUUAUGGAGGGAGUCAAGACGGUCCCAGAUGAGUCUGAUUUGGACAGAGAAGCUCUGGCUGCAGGUGUAGAAAAUGCUCUCUGCUUUGUUUUCACCUCUGUGGAAACUGAUGACCCCUUCACUGAGCAGAUGACCAACUAUUUGAGCAGAGAUAAGGCAGCACCCCCACCCAGUGUGACUGCACCCACUAAGGACCACUGGUUCUUCUCCAAUGAGAUUGUAACCAACAUGAGGAAAAAGGCCAAAGAGUUCUACACCAUUGCCAAAAACCUGAAAAGCAGCAGCAAAUUUCGUUUCCUUAUAGCAGUUCUUCCAAAUAAGAAAUUCAAAGGAGCAACCAUCUACCAGUACAUGGAGGGCCUUCUAAAAACUGAAGACUUCUCAAAACCUGUUAUUACUGAUGUCACAGCCAACUUAGAUCGAAGAGUUCUGUUAUAUUACUACUGUGAUCUUACCUUGGACCCAAACACAGCCACUGACUCUCUUGAACUUUCUGAGGGAAACAAGAAGGUGAGGCUCACUGCGGAUACUCCUCAGGAUGGCUCAGUUCCUCAUGUUCUGUGCACAGAAGGCCUGACUGGUCGUCAUUACUUUGAGGUCACAUGGACCCCAGGUGGCUCCACAUACACUGGUGUAGUUCUUGCAUGCACUGGUGGAAAACCUGGAAAGCAAAAAACAUUUGAGCAUUAUCACAAAUAUUAUACUUUGCGUUGUCUGUACGGAAUGUACUUGGCACACGAUAGCCAAACCAUGAGCUAUCCAGUUCAUCCACCAGAAGGAUGCAACAGGUUUGGGGUGUAUCUGGACUAUCCUGUUGGUACUGUGUCCUUCUUUGCUGUAUGGGGAAAAACUCUGCAUCACCUGCACACCUUUAAAUACAACUUCACUGAACCAGUUUACCCAGGUCUUUACAUGAUACUGAAAGAUAACUACGCAGCCUUCUGCCCAGCUGAAUAACUGAUCAUCAGAUGUCGGUGAUGGGCUUAGUUUGGUCACGAUUUGUUGUGCAGCUAAAAGUGAAGCAAAUUAAAAACAUGAGAUGUUUAGUUUGCUGUAGGGUUUUAUUUCAUUAUCUAAAUCUAUCAGCUUGUCAAAUCUUAGGGCACUAUUUUUGGAUAUAGAUGCGGUGUAUGUUUUGUUUUGUUAUGUAAAACUUACGUGGAGCUUGAGAUUUUUUUAUUCAGUUUUGUGUUGAGGCUAACGCAUGUCUUUUUGUGUUUAUCAGUUUUGUGUUUUUGUUCACCGCUGUAAAACAAAUUAAAUUUAUGUAUCAUGUAAAACAUUGAGCCACACGUAAAUGAUUAAAUAACCAAAGUAGUGAGUAAGAUAAAACCAUAGUCCAUGUUUUUCUGACAUUUAAUGCUGGAUUUUUAGAUAUUGUUGUCUUAGUUUUGUGUUUCAAGGAAAUGCGCUGCAUGCUGUCUUUGGCUGUGUGUAAUGCUGCCCCCUGGUGGAAAUAAUCAAUAAAGCUGGAUCCUGAGUUGAA